Messenger RNA from Hippocampus zosterae (dwarf seahorse), 2278 nucleotides. It is a transcript of the gene bmpr1bb, whose product is annotated as bone morphogenetic protein receptor, type IBb. Gene Ontology annotation, cellular component: plasma membrane; signaling receptor complex. Gene Ontology annotation, molecular function: ATP binding; transforming growth factor beta receptor activity, type I; SMAD binding. Gene Ontology annotation, biological process: cellular response to growth factor stimulus; protein phosphorylation; dorsal/ventral pattern formation. Lineage: Eukaryota; Metazoa; Chordata; Actinopteri; Syngnathiformes; Syngnathidae. The coding region runs from base 385 to 2004 and encodes 539 amino acids. The transcript has 12 exons. The record is from RefSeq and is a predicted model, not a curated record.
UUGGAAUUUUUUUGGACUUUUUAUUUAUUUCUUUAAGAAAAAAUUAUAAGUGCAUGGUGAGUUUGAUUCCCAUUUUGCUAGCCAUGCUAGCAUGUUGAAACAUUCUUCUUUUCAUUGAUAACAUUUUUUUUUGUGUGUCCUUGCUUACAUUCAAGCACAUACCAGGGAGAGGAAGAAGCAAUCGUAGCAAGAAGAGGAAGAAGAGAAAGGAUGUUCGUUUGAUGAAGUGCCUGUUGUCAUCGCGUUGUUCUGGGCUGUCAGUGUCGGAGUGGCGCAAGGAGGUAGAGGAACGGGGAGGGCUGCGGCAGACGUGUUCGGCUUCGACGAGUUCUUGAUUGCUGCCGGGAGGAUUUGAAAAGCGGCGGUGGCGGCAGCGGUGGCGCAAUGCUGGCCUGGCACGCUCUGCUCCUGAUGACGCUGCUGAGCCCAGGAUCGCAAGGCAACUUGUUGGACAGCUUGCUGCUGAGGAGUGGCUGGAAGCAGGAGUCGGAGCGGAGGGCCGAGGGGAGCAGCAGCAGCAGCAGCAACAACAGCAGCAGCAGUCGUGGGGCCGCCGUUAUGGCCCAAAACAUGUUGCGGUGUCACUGCACCCACCAGUGCCCCGAAGACUCCUCGAACAACAGUUGCACGACGGAUGGUUUCUGCUUCACCAUGGUGGAGGAGGAAGAGGAGGGCGGUCUGGCCGUCUUCACGUCAGGCUGCCUGGGACUGGCUGGGUCGAAGUUCCAAUGCAGAGAUACGGCGAACCCUCGCUUCCGGAGAGCUCUGGAAUGCUGCACGGAUCGGGACUAUUGCAACCGUAACCUUCACCCGACUCUUCCUCCCUUGCGGACCUCAGAUUAUGUGGACAGCGGUUCUCAUUACUUGGCUCUCCUCAUUUCCAGUACGGUCUGCGGCAUUUUCGUGGUCAUCGUCUUCAUCAUCUGCUGCGUCAGGUACAAGCGGCAGGAGUCGCAGCCGCGCUACAGCAUCAACCUGGAACAGGGCGACUCUUACAUCCCCCCGGGGGAGUCACUCAAAGACCUCAUCGAACAUUCCCACAGCGUCGGCUCUGGUUCGGGCUCAGGGCUCCCCCUACUGGUUCAGCGCACCAUCGCCAAGCAGAUUCAAAUGGUGAAGCAGAUCGGGAAGGGGCGCUACGGGGAUGUGUGGAUGGGCAAGUGGCGAGGAGAGCGAGUGGCCGUCAAGGUGUUCUUCACCACCGAGGAAGAGAGCUGGUUCCGGGAGACGGAAAUCUACCAGACCUUCCUCAUGCGACACGACAACAUUCUGGGCUUCAUAGCGGCCGACAUUAAGGGCACGGGCUCAUGGACGCAGUUGUACCUGAUCACCGACUACCACGAGAACGGCUCGCUCUACGACUACCUCAAAUGCAACACGCUGGAUGCCAGGGCUCUGCUCAAGCUGGCCUACUCGUCCAUAUCGGGCCUGUGCCACCUGCACACCGAGAUUUACGGCACGCAAGGCAAGCCGGCCAUCGCCCACAGAGACCUCAAGAGCAAGAACGUCCUGGUCAAGAGGAACGGGACAUGCUGCAUCGCGGACCUUGGCCUGGCUGUCAAGUUUAACAGCGACACCAAUGAGGUGGAUGUGCCGCCCAAUCUGCGGGUGGGCACCAAACGUUACAUGCCUCCCGAGGUCCUGGACGAGACCUUGAACAGGACUCACUUCCAGUCCUUCAUCAUGGCCGACAUGUACAGCUUUGGCCUCAUCGUGUGGGAGAUAGCCCGACGCUGCGUGUCUGGAGGCAUCGUGGAGGACUACCAGCUACCCUAUUAUGACCUGGUGCCUUCCGACCCCUCUUAUGACGAUAUGAGGAAGGUGGUCUGCCUCAAGCAACAAAGACCGGCGUUUGCCAGCAGCUGGGCCACUGAUGAGUGUUUACAUCCGAUGGCAAAACUGAUGUCGGAAUGCUGGUCACACAAGCCGGCUUCUCGCCUCACCGCCUUGCGGGUGAAGAAGACCCUCGCCAGGAUGUUGGAGUCUCAGGACAUCAAGCCUUGACACACGUACGCGCACACAAGAACCAUACUACUAAGACCCAUUGGACAGGGGGAGGAGUUAACUUGCCUUUGUGUUGAUACCAUUGUGCUUUCUAUGAAAGCUGAGUGGCUCUUCAGGGGAGCCAGGGGGGAUACCAACCCCUUCCUCGACAGCCAGGCACCCGUAUUUAUAUGUGCAGUCUUUUGUACUGUUGAUUUUGUCUAGCCUAGGAACAUAAUGCUCAGUGACCUCAUUAGGGUCAUGAUCAGUUGGAUUAAAUUAAUUGAAAAGUAAA